Molecule: messenger RNA, 4998 nt
Organism: Apodemus sylvaticus (European woodmouse)
Lineage: Eukaryota; Metazoa; Chordata; Mammalia; Rodentia; Muridae
Gene: Zdhhc20
Product: zinc finger DHHC-type palmitoyltransferase 20
Exons: 13
Coding region: 142-1245 (367 amino acids)
Biological process (GO): protein targeting to membrane; synaptic vesicle maturation; peptidyl-L-cysteine S-palmitoylation
Cellular component (GO): Golgi apparatus; endoplasmic reticulum
Molecular function (GO): protein-cysteine S-palmitoyltransferase activity
Source: RefSeq, a predicted model, not a curated record
AGGGGCGGAGUUGCGGCGUCGCCCUUAGCCAAACCUCGCGGCGGCCGCGCCUCGGGGGCGGGGGAGCUGGCGACCGAGCCGCAGGGGUCUUUGGGCCCUGCUGAAUCGCGGGCAGCUGGACCCAGCAGUCAGCGGAGGAACAUGGCGCCCUGGACACUCUGGCGCUGCUGCCAACGCGUGGUGGGCUGGGUUCCGGUGCUCUUCAUCACCUUCGUGGUCGUCUGGUCCUACUACGCGUACGUGGUGGAGCUGUGCGUGAGUACUGUUUCCAAAACAGGAGAAAAAGGGAAGACCGUUGUUUACCUUGUGGCUUUCCAUCUGUUCUUUGUCAUGUUUGUAUGGUCCUAUUGGAUGACAAUAUUCACAUCUCCCGCUAGCCCCUCCAAAGAGUUCUAUCUGUCAAACUCUGAGAAGGAACGUUAUGAGAAGGAGUUCAGCCAAGAAAGACAGCAAGACAUUCUGAGAAGGGCUGCAAGAGACCUGCCUGUCUAUACCACGUCAGCUUCAAAAGCUAUCCGAUAUUGUGAAAAAUGUCAGUUGAUUAAACCUGACCGAGCCCAUCACUGCUCAGCAUGUGAUAGAUGUGUUCUUAAAAUGGAUCAUCACUGUCCGUGGGUGAAUAACUGUGUGGGAUUUACUAAUUACAAAUUCUUCAUGCUGUUUUUGUUGUAUUCCCUACUAUAUUGCCUCUUUGUGGCUGCAACAGUUUUAGAGUAUUUUAUAAAAUUUUGGACGAAUGAGCCAACGGUUCAUUUCCCCAGUGCAAAGUUCCACGUGUUGUUCCUUUUCUUUGUGUCUGCAAUGUUCUUCGUCAGUGUGCUCUCGCUGUUUAGCUACCAUUGCUGGCUGGUUGGAAAAAAUAGAACAACAAUAGAAUCAUUUCGUGCACCUAUGUUUUCUUAUGGAAUAGAUGGAAAUGGUUUCUCUCUUGGAUGCAGUAAAAAUUGGAGACAAGUCUUUGGUGAUGAAAAGAAAUAUUGGCUAAUUCCAAUAUUUUCAAGUUUGGGUGAUGGUUGCAGUUUUCCAGCUCGCCUUGUGGGGAUGGAUCCAGAACAAGCUUCUGUUGCAAACCAGGGUGAAUUUGUCAGAAGUAUUGGCUCAAAUCAACCUUUUCCUAUCAAACCACUUAGUGAAUCAAAAAACCGUUUGUUGGACAGUGAAUCUCAGUGGCUAGAGAAUGCAGCUGAAGAAGGAGUCACCAAAUCAGGGACAAAUAACCACGUUACAGUGGAAAUAGAAAAUUGAGUACUACUUGUUCAUAACUAACCAUUUGAGUGCAAGGUAUAUAAAAACACAUUUUGGACUAUUUUCAAUUUUAUUUGCAAGAAAAUGAUCAAUGGAAUGAAAUAAUUGAAGUAUAACAGAAGAUUUAUUUUUUAAAAGGAAGUGUUUGUACAGUUUGAUGGAUCCACAGAAGCACUACAGAGCAGAGAGAUGCCUUAAUGUUUAGUAUCCAUUUGUGUGACAUUGCCUCACAGCUCAAAAGUGACUUAAUGUUUAGUAUCCAUUUGUGUAACAUUGCCUCACAGCGCAAAAGUGACUUAAUUUUCUUUUGGAAAUAACACCUGUUUUACAAUGCUAUCGUCACACAUGUUAACAUGCCGUAUGUAUUUUUUAGUAUCUGAGUUACAACAUUUGAGUUAUUUCUUAGUAUCCACAUAAAUUUUCACCCCAAAAACACAAACUAAAAAGUUAUUUGUGGUGAAGUAUACCUAGGGAAAAUGGUGACUAAAAAUGAUAACCAAAUCACUGAUUCUUGUGCUGUAUAAGGGAAGGAAAUACUUCUUUUUUUUAUUAGAUGUUUACUAAUUUAUAAUUACUGUUUUAUACUUUUCAACAUUUUAAUAAAGAUUUUUUAAUUAUUGGCUAUAAAAUAACACUCAGAAGGAUUCAGAUACCUAAAUAUAAUCAUUUAGAACAUUGAAGAUAUUAAUAUAAUUCAGUGAAGGUUUAGUUAGAAGUAUUAAUACUUCUAAUUUGUACUUUUAAAAGCCAAGUGGCACAUGUCUAUAAUCCCAGCACUCAGAAGGCUGAGGUAAGAUUGCUGUGAAUUUGAGUCUAGCAUUGGUUACAUAGGGACUGUAUCCAAAACACAGAAUAAUACAACCACAUGGUAUAGUGUAAGCCCAAAGCCCAAAGGAAACAUGGUAGGAAAAAAAAUAGUUUGGUAUUCUCUACUUUUUAAUUACUAUUUGUUGAGUUCUCGGGGAGUUUUUUAUGGGCAGGAAAGCAUAUCAUAUGCUAUCCAAAGACCUAACACAUGCAUGAAUAGGUAGGAGUGGCUAAGAAGAAUGAUAGAAGGAAUAGUAUAAACAACUAAACAGAUUUUCAUCCCUAAAAGGAUAUAGACCACAGCAUGCUAUUAAAUAGGCUUUCAGUUUUGGCAAUGUCUAAAAAUUACUGUGGUACUUUACAGUAAUCCAGUAACAGAGCAAAUAGUGACUUAAAAUGCAGCUCAGAUGAGGAUGAAAUAAAUAAAACAACAACAAUUCCCAGUCUUGGCCUGGAGAAAUGUUUCAGUAGAUAAAGGCCCUUACCCUCAGACCUUCAGCCUGACACAAUCUGUCACAUUCUGGAAGAAGAUAACUCCCACAUGUUGUCCUCUGGCAUUUACAUGUGCACUAUGGUGCACAUAAACUCUCUUUUUAAAAGUAUGUUUUAGCAUCUAGUGGCUUUAACAGAAAUGGCUGUGUUUAGGAGAGUAGUCCACUGGUCUAUAAAAAGGCAAUGUAGAGAUGCUGUUUCUGGUUUAUACUGUUUAUCAAAGAAAUAAGGCCAAAACAAUUGCUUGCAGUGGACCAGCAGAGAGAAGUCUCUGAUGUGCUGCUAUCUGGGAUGUGGCUAUGCAGUGUCUUCAUGUGCACUAUAGGACUGUGGAGGAGAGGGCAUCCUGCAUGAGUUGGACUAUAGGACUCCCAACAUUACCCAGUGUUGAAGUUUGCAAAUAACCUUGCUUUUUAUUUACCCACCAAGUAGCUCUCAAGGUCUCUGAAUAUCAAACAUUAUACUAAAGAUAGUGCUGUGAUUUCCCAAUCCCGCAUAAAUCAAGAUAGCUGUUCUAACUUUGCAAUUUGGGAAGUUUAUUAAAUUCCCACUGACUGCACUAAUUCUGAAUCUUACGUAACUUUCCCUUUGGACCAAAGGAGUGUGUUAUCUUUGGCCCCAUGCUUUAAAGCUGUAUGUAGUAUGAUUUCCUCUUCAUCUCAGCCCUUUAUUGUUAAAACUUUCAUUCUAAAAACACAAUGAAUUAAGAGAUACCAGUUACUGCUAGGCAUGCUGGUGCAUGCUGGCCAUCUCAGCACUUGGGAGUCUGAAUCAAGUUGGUCUAGUUCAUUCUUGGCAUCCAGAGUAGCCUGUGCUGCAUGAACCUGUGCCAAAAAACCAAGAGAGGAAAAAAAAGAUCAAUUACUAACCAGAAAUACAACCUUAAUUUGGUAGUUUGCAUGCUACUUUCAGAAAUGUUCUAGUAUUUCAGUGUUUCUAUAUUUAGAUCAAGGGAUUUGCAUGCACCUGGCAUAAUUUGCCCCUUUAACAUACAAUUAUGUAGAAGUAUCAGAUUUCUGAGUUCUUAUCAUUUGUUUAUUAGCAUAGUAAAACCAUUUCUAGUUUUCUACUUUGGUAGCCUUUAUAGCCAGCUUUUUGCCACAUUCUAAAACAUUUAGCUGCCUUUUGUUGUUUUACUUUUGUUUCAGUUUAGUGCUAGGGAAUCAACCCUAGGGCCUUCUGCAUGCUAGGCAAGUCCUCUACCACUGAGCUACAUUCCUGGCCCAGGCUGAAGCUGUUCAUACGUGUCAGUGAACCAUUCAUUAGGGGCCAGCAAGUGGUAUGGGAAUCAGGGAAAGGCUAGCUUUUUAGUAUUUGAACUGGCAUUGUGUCUGCUAUCAGCUGGGGGGGACGUUGAAAUGAAGCUUUGCCAAAAUUUCAAACACUUGAACAUUUGUGAAGAAAAUGGAGUUGAAUUUCAGGUCUUGCCCUUGCCAUUAAAACCAUCAGACAGGAGACUUGGUUUACCUGGGUACAGAGGUACUUGACUGUUGAGUACCUGCGGCACCUGACCACAGUCACUGUGCCAACCAAAGCAGCUGCAGUGUACCAGCUAUUGACAUGAACAUGUUUACAAAGUUUGAGUUUUGUCUUCAUACAAGAAUGAUUUUUAAAAAACUUUUUACAUAGUAGUUAUGAUUCAGUGUGUUAAAAGCAUAACAAGUUAGCUUAAAUAUAUGGUCUUUACUUGAAUUUUAAUUCUUACAGAAAGCAAAUUUUGACUGUUUACAGGAAUGCUUGAAAUGAGUCAUGAGAUUUCCAGUUAUCUCUGAAGCAAAACUAUGUUACAGGCUUAGUGUUAGAGCCUGCAUAUUUGGGGCAUUGAAUAGGCAGUAACUCGAAACUACGCCUCGCUUACAUCUUUAUUCUAUAAAGUAGUACUUCUAACGUGGAUAAGUAUUUUUAACUGAUAUUAAGAAACCAUAUUUUUGCAUUUCAGUCAAACUGAUAAGAACAAGUGUAAAAGUACAAAAGAUGUAAUCUGAAAUUCAUGUUUCAUAUGAUCUAAGCUGUAUUUUUAAAUUCAAAUUUAAAAUACAAUAUUCAGAAAGGUCCAUAUUUUUCUAAUGACUUCAUGCUAUAUUAUUUUCUCGAGUUACGUAAAGCAAGGAAUUGUAUUUGUAUUAAGGAGCUAAGAAAGCUGUUAGUUUAUUAUAUUUGUACAUGAUUACAGACAAGCCUAUGCCCAUUUAAAAGAAAAGAUGGAUACUAUUUAAGGUGAUAUUUAAUAUGCUUUUCUAUAAAGAAGUUUGAAAUAUACUUUACCAUAGUUGUCUUAUCAAUAGCAUAGCCUUCUAUUUAUUUCUCAUUAUGUGAACUUGGACCAUGACCAAUGCCUCUUGCUCUGUAUUCUGGAUGGCCUAACCUUCAUUACUGUGUAUGCAUUUUACAUUUUUUUCAGAAACCAUAAUUACUUUAUUAAUAAACAAAUAAAGAUAUUGUCUUGUUUCUUAA